Molecule: messenger RNA, 2984 nt
Organism: Abrus precatorius (Indian licorice)
Lineage: Eukaryota; Viridiplantae; Streptophyta; Magnoliopsida; Fabales; Fabaceae
Product: G patch domain-containing protein 11
Exons: 3
Coding region: 1799-2653 (284 amino acids)
Cellular component (GO): kinetochore
Molecular function (GO): nucleic acid binding
Source: RefSeq, a predicted model, not a curated record
AGACAUCUUUAAUUCAAAUAGACUAGUUACACAAUUAUAAAUUUUAGUUACAAGUUAUAUCUUCAUAGUUAUAAAUUUGCAUUCUCAGUUAAGUUUUUAAAUUUUGGUUGUUAUAUUUUUCUUUAAAAAAUAAUAUCAGUCAGUAUUUUGUGGUAAUGCAAUUUAUAAUUAGUGAGGUUAAGUCAAUGACCAUUCUAAGGUGGCAAAUGAGAUGACAUAUUUAAAUGCAUAUCACAUUAUCAAUAAGUGGUAACAACAAUUAUUUUUAAAAAAAUAUUAAAACUAAAUUUCAUCAUAUUUAUAAAAAAAAAAAAAAAACAUUUUAUCCUAUAGGUAAUUUGUGGUCUUCUAUCAAUUUAUUUGGUGGAAAAUAAAAUUAGGCUUGGGUUGGCAAACGUAAGCAAAAUCAAGGUUAACUAAAUAAAAAAGUAUUUUUCUUUUCAUUUUGUGUUAAGUUUGUUUGCAAAUAGUUUUAUUAUUUGUGGGCUUUUAAUUUGAUGACCAAAAUCUUGUAGGUUGAACCCAAUUCAAGGAAUUAAUUACUUAUGGGCUUGAUAGAGCCCACAGUAGGUACGUUCAUGAUCAGGGUUCGUCUUCUGAAGCCCACUGUGGGUUAUGUUCGCCAUGGAUGAAUCACCGGCAAAGAGGGAGAACCAAAACGGAGGACAAGGAAACGAAGAAGAAGAUGACUACAUGGGUGACCUUUCUCAGUUUCUUCCUUCCGAACCUCCAAAGUUGUCUUCAUCCAAAAAGGUAACUCGUUCCCUUCCCGUUUUACCUAUCUCCGUUGUCGUUUUGAUUCUGCCACGCCGUUUGAGAGAAUCAUACGCACUCAAAGUAGCAAGAGACGCAUAACAUAUAACAAGUCAAGUAUUUGAAUAAAAUUAGGUCUUCGAGUGUUCCCCUCUCCCAUGACCAUCUAGUCGUAUCACAUCAUUUUACGAUUUGGUCUUGCAAUUUAAGCUCAAAUUCUGAAAAACAAAAAAUGGUGCUUGAUGUAAUUGCUCAUCAAUUUGUUUCCCAUCUGCAGUUAUUCUAUUACAGCUUCGUUUCCUAGGAAGAAGAUUUUAUUUUAAAUUUGUAGAAACCUGUGUCUCUCUCUCACACGUGUGUGUAGAAUUAACUUCUCUAAAUUGAGUGUGUGCUUGAAACGGGCUUAAAACGAGAAAACCUUGUAGCGAGUGGAUUUAAUGCCAAUCUAGAUACCUUAAGGUUGUUAAGGUCAUUCAAAAUUACUACAAUUCACGUAUUUUGAUGCUACGAAAAAAGAUGUUCUAAAAUGUUACAGAAUUAGAUAAUUUUUAUGUCAAAUAGGAAGAAUUUAAAAUAACUUACUUUUAGAGAGAAUUUAAAAGUCUUUCUAUUUGGCUUAACUUUUUGCAUUUAUCGUUCAUAACUCUUCUCGUACUUAACUCUUACUCUAAGCAUCUUUCAUUGUUGCUUUCAUAUUUUUUAGAAGUUUAAAAUUCUCCAUCCAAACACAACUUAAAUGUAUUAUUUAAAGUAUUUGAUUUAAGUAUUUUGUAAAUAUAAAUAACUAUAAACCAAUGGUAGAUAGGGCAGGGCCCUGCAUCCUAUGUGUAUAUGCUUUGUAUUUUUCCCACUUUAUAUAAUCCUGCACUAGCCGAUGGACGGUAGUUCCGUCUUUGAAAAGUAAGAAUAAAUAUUUUAAAUUAGUCUUCUCAAGAUUAUGAAUAAAAAAUUAAUGUAAAUACGCAUCUAUUUAGGGAUCAAAUUGGUGUUCAGAGAUACAUCAAGGAGAUAAUCUGAUUUCCAUAUUAAACUUUGAGGAUCAUUGAUGAUGUCCCAACUCCCACGUAGCUCUUUGGAAGACCAAAUUUGUGUAUUUAGUAAAACAAAUGAAGCUUGGUUGCCGGGACUUAUUUUGUUUGCCUGUUCAAAGAGUUAUUAUCAGAUGCUUACUUUUCCUCAGUCUUUCGCUUUACAAUUUACAGGUACCAUACAAAGUGAUGAUAACUCCCUUUAUGCGGUGCAGAUUUCAAACAAGAAAGAUUCUUCAGUUAACUCUUCCAAGAACCAAUUGAAAACUCUUAGCUGGCAAGAGCGUCGAAAACUUGAAAGGGAAAGGAAGCAACAGGAAGAGGAUGAGCAAACAUUAGCAAAAGUGGAAGCUCCAAUACCACAAUCCAACAUUGGGUUUAAGCUUCUCAAACAGAUGGGCUACACUCCAGGUUCUGCCCUUGGCAAGCAGGGCUCAGGCAGGGCUGAACCAGUGAGGCUUGAAAUUCGACGGUCACGAGCUGGUGUAGGCUUAGAUGAUCCCCACAAGGAGAAGAGGAAAAAAGAGGAAAUCAUGAUGGAUAGGAAAAGGAGGAAAGAGGAGGACUUAAUGAAAGAGUUUGGAUCUAGGCAGAAGUCACAGUGGCAGAGUAGGAGAGUUAUAAUUAAUUACAAUAAGGCAAAGGCUGCCCUUGACCAAUUGGAGAAUAGGGAAAUUAUUGAGCCACAAAAGAAUGAGGAUGAUCCAGAGGAUGAAAAAGAAGAGGAGGAAGAAAUAACUGAAGAGGACUUGCACGAUGUUUUGAUGAAACUGAGGGAUGAAUUUAAUUAUUGCCUCUUUUGUGGAUGCCAAUACGAAUCAAUGGAUGCCCUUUUGGCCAACUGCCCUGGAACCGAUGAAGAUGACCACUAAGUUGAAGAUUUCUGAUGUGGACGGUGGACAUUCUCAGAUUUUGUUGUAUUUGUCAAGCAAGUGCUGUUAGCUUUAAAUGCUUAUACCAAUGGAGAUGGAUAAAUUUGCACAUGAUGGAUGAUUGGACAUUCUCAGACACACAGGAAUUUGUCUAUGCUCUCGUUAUAAUUCAGCUAGGAGGUUGCCUGUGUCUGAUAUUCAUCCAUGCGCUAUUGUAGGAAAUGUGUUGGUUGAUAUAUGGUUUGUAAAACUUUUCAGUUCAUAUUGAAAAGUUUCACAUAAAUUUUCUAGCUUAAUUUUUUUUUUUUUAAAUUUUAGAUUUUGUGCAUUU